Messenger RNA from Manihot esculenta (cassava), 2554 nucleotides. Its product is annotated as cyclic nucleotide-gated ion channel 1. The transcript has 9 exons. Gene Ontology annotation, molecular function: monoatomic ion channel activity. NCBI's taxonomy places the organism in Eukaryota, Viridiplantae, Streptophyta, Magnoliopsida, Malpighiales, Euphorbiaceae. The record is from RefSeq and is a predicted model, not a curated record. Gene Ontology annotation, cellular component: membrane. Gene Ontology annotation, biological process: monoatomic ion transport; transmembrane transport. Bases 197 to 2353 code for a protein of 718 amino acids.
CCACCUGGGCUCGCUUUUCCCCGGACCAUUCCGUCGGAAACGCACUCUAUAACUGCCGUUCGAGACUCUGUACCUGUCCACGAACUUUCUUCAGUGGACCAAAUCUCUUCUUCAAAUUCAAUCAUUUAACAAUUCCCUCUCCUUCAUCAUCCUCUGUUUGGCAUUUAGACCGAGCGCAAGUAACUAGUUCAAAGUCAUGAACAUCAAGGGAAAUAAAUUUGUGAGUUUUGAAGACUGGAAAUCAGAGAAAUCCUAUAGUUCAGAGCGGCAAUACUCCAUUGAUGAUGGAUUUUAUGGAAGAAAAGUGAAACCAACUGCAAACGUGGUUUGGGAUGGUAUCCAUCGUUUCUGGGAGAGAAGUUCUGACAAGUUCAGAAGCCUAAGAAUACCAUCAAGCUUCCACUCUGGUGGUGCUCAUCCAGCGAAAGAAUUAGGCACAGGAAAGAAAAUUCUUGAUCCACAUGGUUCAUUUCUCCAGAAGUGGAACAAAAUAUUUGUGCUUGCCUGCGUCGUUGCUGUGUACGUAGAUCCCUUGUUCUUUUACAUCCCGGUGAUUGAUGGCAACAACAAAUGCCUUGAUUUGGACAAAGCAUUGGAAACUACUGCUUGUGUUCUUCGAACCUUCAUUGAUGCGUUUUAUAUACUUCGUAUUAUUUUUCAAUUCCGAACGGGGUUUAUUGCCCCUUCUUCUCGUGUAUUUGGAAGAGGAGAGCUGGUUGAGGAUCCUGUCAUUGUCGCUAAAAGAUACAUGACUUCCAACUUUAUCAUUGAUGCUCUAUCAAUUCUUCCACUCCCUCAGGUGGUAGUUUUAAUCAUCAUUCCCAGCUUGCAAGGUCCCGUUUCAUUAAUUGCUAAGGACGCAUUGAAGUUUGUUAUUUUAUCCCAAUAUGUGCCUAGAUUAAUCAGAAUCUACCCGCUGUUCAAAGAAGUAACUUGUAAUUCUGGAAUACUUACCGAAACGGCAUGGGCUGGAGCUGCUUAUAAUCUCUUCCUCUAUAUGCUAGCCAGUCAUAUAAUUGGAGCCUACUGGUACUUGUUCUCAAUAGAGCGCGAGCAUAGGUGCUGGCGUAUGGUCUGUAAGGCUCCUCGAUGUAAUACCACAGACUUGUACUGUGGAGAACGCCGUUAUGCAAACUUGAGCGCAUUUCUGAAAGAUUCAUGCCCUUCUAUCCAGCCUGAUGAAAUUAAAAAUUCAACUGCCUUCAACUUUGGAAUAUUCACUGAUGCUCUAGAAUCUGGUAUAGUGGAAUCAUGGGAUUUUCCAAGGAAACUCUUCUACUGCUUUUGGUGGGGUCUACGUAAUCUUAGCGCUCUGGGCCAGAACCUCCAGACAAGCACUUAUGUCGGGGAGAUUAUAUUUGCUGUCUUCAUAUGCAUUUCUGGCCUGGUUUUAUUUUCGCUGCUUAUCGGCAAUAUGCAGAAAUAUCUGCAAUCGACGACUGUUAGAAUAGAGGAAAUGAGAGUGAAAAGGCGAGAUGCAGAGCGGUGGAUGGCCCAUCGUAUGCUCCCUGAGGACCUGAGGGAGCGGAUUAGGAGAUAUGAACAAUACAAAUGGCAGGAAACGAGAGGUGUGGAGGAGAGGACUCUAAUCCGUACUCUUCCAAAAGAUCUCAGAAGGGAUAUAAAUCGCCAUCUUUGCUUUAAUCUAAUCAUGAGAGUGCCAAUGUUUGCAAAAAUGGAUGGGCAAAUAUUGGAUGCAAUAUGCGAUCGUCUCAAGCCAGCCCUUUACACAAAGGAUAGUUUCAUUGUUCGCGAGGGGGAUCCUGUUGAUGAGAUGCUUUUCAUCAUGCGAGGUGAUCUAGUGAGUGUGACCACAAAUGGUGGAAGAACUGGCUUUUUCAAUGCUGUUUAUCUCAAGGGUGGUGACUUCUGUGGCGAAUCUCUUCUUACAUGGGCCUUGGAUCCCCAUCCAUCUUCACAUUUCCCUAUCUCAACUAGAACUGUACAAGCUCUAACGGAGGUUGAAGCCUUUGCUUUAGUAGCUGAAGACUUGAAAUCUGUUGCCUCCCAGUUUCGCCGUCUUCAUCACAAGGAUAUCCAGCACACAUUCAGGUUCUUCUCUGUGCAAUGGAGAACAUGGGCGGCAUGCUUCAUACAAGCAGCUUGGCGGCGUUACUGUAGGAAGAAGCAAGCCAAAUGCCUACGCCAAGCAGAAGGCAGACUGCAAGACACUUUGGCAAAUGAAGCCGUAACAACAACUAGCUUUGGUGCUACAAUGUAUGCAUCGCAAUUUGCUGCCAAUGCAUUAAGAAAUCUUAGGCAAAAUGGGGGACACACUUCUAGAUUGCCACAGAGAUUAGCAUUGAUGCCUGAGAAGCCAGCUGAGCCUGAUUUUUCUGCCCCCAAUCUCUAGAUACUUGAGAACUACUCUUAACUGAGUUUAUCCUAUCGAUUUUUUUCAUGUAUUGCAAGCUUAACGCAGAUGUACAUUAGGCGUGAUAAUAUCAUGAUUGUAAGCUUCAAUUCAAUGUAUCUUCCACUAGCUUGAUUACAUAGUUUGUUGGGAUUUUCUGGAUGAGCAAACUGUUCAUAAAUAAAACAAUUUGUUAAGACA